AUGCUGAGGAACGGCGCUCGGAAGCUCACUGGCCUCCGCGGCCUGGCUGGCCGCCUGGCCGGCCUGGAGGCCUCCGCGGUGGCGACGCAGAGGCUCGGAGCUGUUUCCGACGUGGAGGUCCGGAAGGGUAUCCACACGUCUUCGGCAUCGUGGGCCAAGGGCGACAAGCCUUCCAUCUCGGAGUCCGCGAAGAUCAUCGGGGAGAAGCUCGCGGGCACCACGCAGGCGCAGCUGUCGGAGGUCGGGCGCGUGCUGACCAUUGGUGACGGUAUCGCCCGUGUGUACGGUCUCUCGAAGUGCCGCGCCGGCGAGCUGGUGGAGUUCGCUUCCGGCGUCCAGGGCAUGGCGCUCAACCUUGAGGAGGACAACGUCGGCGUCGUGGUGUUCGGCAGCGACCGCGAGAUCCGCGAGGGCGACAUCGUGAAGCGCACGCAGCGUAUCGUCGACGUGCCCGUCGGAGAGGGCCUCCUCGGCCGCGUCGUGGACGGUCUCGGCAACCCCAUUGACGGCGCGGGUCCCAUCGAGAACUGCACGCCCCGCCGUGUGGAGCUCAAGGCGCCGGGCAUCAUCGCGCGGCAGUCGGUGCACGAGCCGCUCAUGACGGGCCUGAAGUGCGUGGACUCGCUUGUGCCGAUCGGGCGCGGGCAGCGCGAGCUCAUCAUCGGCGACCGGCAGACGGGCAAGACCGCGGUGGCGAUCGACGCGAUUCUGAACCAGAAGGACACGGACGUGUACUGCAUCUACGUCGCGGUCGGGCAGAAGCGCUCGACGGUCGCGCAGCUGUGCCGCACGCUGAAGGAGAACGGCGCGGACAAGUACACGGUGGUGGUGGCGGCGACGGCGUCGGACCCCGCGCCGCUGCAGUUCCUCGCGCCGUACUCCGGCACGGCGAUGGGCGAGUACUUCCGCGACAACGGCAAGCACGCGGUGAUCAUCUUCGACGACCUGUCCAAGCAGGCCGUGGCUUACCGCCAGAUGUCGCUCCUCCUGCGGCGCCCGCCCGGCCGCGAGGCGUACCCGGGCGACGUGUUCUACCUGCACUCGCGCCUCCUCGAGCGCGCCGCGAAGAUGUCCAAGGAGACGGGCGCGGGCUCCCUCACGGCGCUCCCCGUCAUCGAGACGCAGGGCGGCGACGUGUCGGCCUACAUCCCCACCAACGUCAUCUCCAUCACGGACGGGCAGAUCUUCCUCGAGAACGAGCUCUUCUACAAGGGCAUCCGCCCCGCGAUCAACGUCGGCCUCUCCGUGUCGCGCGUCGGCUCCGCCGCGCAGGUCAAGGCCAUGAAGCAGGUCGCGGGCACCAUGAAGCUCGAACUCGCGCAGUACCGCGAGGUCGCGGCGUUCGCGCAGUUCGGGUCGGACCUCGACGAGGCCACGCAGAAGCUCCUCAACCGCGGCGCGCGCCUCACGGAGGUCCUCAAGCAGGACCAGUACUCCCCCAUCCCGAUGGAGCGCCAGGUGUGCGUGCUGUUCGCGGCGACCAAGGGCUUCCUGGACGACCUCCCGAUGGACAAGGUGCUGCCGUACGAGAAGGCGAUCCUCGCGGACUCGGGCCUCAACAGCGUCUGCGAGACGAUCAAGAAGGAGAAGGUGCUGUCGGAGGCGACGGACCAGGCGAUCCGGACGCGCCUCGGCGAGAUCAAGUCGGCGAUGCUGGCGUAG
Messenger RNA from Pedinophyceae sp. YPF-701, 1662 nucleotides. The record is from the annotation of a GenBank genome assembly. NCBI's taxonomy places the organism in Eukaryota, Viridiplantae, Chlorophyta, Pedinophyceae.